CUCGACAUUAUGAUCAAAUCCACUGCACACAGAUUAAUGAAAGAAUACUUUUACACGGCAGAGAAGAACCAAAUUCACCUUGCAAGCUGCUGCUGCCCACGCCGCCUCCGCCGCCGUAUGAUAUCGACAUUAUGAGCCCCCUCCAAGAGGAAUGCGGAAACGCGAUCGAUCGGGAGAGAGGGAGAAGCGUGGAGAAGAAAAGAAAUCCUCCUUCCUCCUAUUUAUUUACUACAACAGCAGCAGGAAAAAUUCCCGCCCAAUCAUCGUAUGACCAAUACGUCGACGUCUCGCUUAAGAUGCGGUGUAGAUGGAAAACCGCAGGUCCCAACUUCCCACUAAAUCAUGCACUCCUGCACUAGCACACCCCAGGGGAACGCAUUCUUAGAAGAUGUGGCAAUGAAACAGAGAAGACAGAGAGCCUGUGGGAACACUGCCGCUUGAGAACGAAGAAGGUGGAGGGAGUCGUUGCCAGAUUACUGUUCAUCAUCUUCGUCGACAUUUGACCUAGCGGAGUAGUAUAUGUCACGAUCGAUGACAUCAGAAUGUCAAGGAUGAGGUGGAUGAAGAUAUCCAAUAUAAUGUUUUGGAGGAAGAUUUUUCCAGGGGCCAUGCUAAUCUUCUCUACAUCAUCCCAAUCACAGAUAAUGAAUUAAGGUAAAUUUUUGAUAUAAUUUUUUAUUUUCAAGUUCUUUCAGGCUUGAGGGUGAGGCAAAAAUUUGAGAAAAAGUUGAUGGACAAAUUAAAGGGCCAUAAGGAAUCAAAGGUAAACCAAAAGGUUCCUGCCAAACUAAGACAUGUAAUCACAUUGAGAAAUUUGAGCAACAUGGAUGACUUCUCCAUAUUUCUAUUUUUGUGUAGAAUCUGAUGAGAAAAGAUUAAAGAAGAUAUAUGAGAAAAACUAGACUUACAAAUAAUAUAACAGUAAGAGGGGACUAAGAGCAACAAAUAAUAAGCCUCACAUACUUAUUUCUCAUAUUUGGAUUUUCAAUUAUAAUGUCUAUAUCAAACUGACUUAUAAGACUCUGAAUUUAAAUAUUUAUGUGAGGCAUAUAAGACUUCAACAAUACUGUGACAGAGAGUUGUAUGUCAUGAUGGCAUCAGAAUGUCUAAGAUGAGUUGAAUGAAGCUGUCAAGCGUAAUCUCAGAAGAAGAUUCUGUCAGUAGCAGCAUCCAUGUUCAUCAAGCCAACAAUUUUUGGCUUCACAUUAAAGGAUAUCCUAAGAGGUUACUAUAUUUGCCCCAUCAAGAUCAGCUAUUUAUCUUAAUGUAAUCCUCAAAAAUUUUAAAAGGGUGCCUCUCUCUCUCUCUCUCUCUCUCUCUCUUCAUAGGUAAAGUUUUCCAUGUCGUAGUGCAAUGUAAUGUUAUGCAAUCAAAUACCCCAGUACAUUUUUACUGUAGAUGUUUAGUGCUCAUAUCCCAACAUUGGUGCAAACUAUUAGCUCAUCCCCCUAGCUUUUUCAAAUCUCAUGUGUGUGUAUAUGUGAUUUCAAAUCUCAUGUGUGCUCAGACCCCACGUUAGUGUUGUUUGUAUCUUUUUAUUCUAAAUUUUCCGAGAUUCCACGAGUGAUAUUUUUGAUAGGUUUAAGAUUUCUUAAAACACAAGAACUGCGAGUACCACCAUAACUACAUGUCGAGAGAUGAAUCAGAAUGAUUUCAGCAUUGUAUUCGGAUUUGGAGUUUGAGCAUUUGCUUUUAUAGUUGGGUUUGUUAUAUUCAAAGCUACUUGCAAGAGAUUUAAGAGUGCUUUGGAUUGAAAGAGCAAGGAAGAAGUGCACGUAUCUCGACAAAGCAACCUCUAGAAUUUGCAGCUAUGCCGGUGUCAUUAUCCUUUCUUUAUUAUACGGUUUGUCUGGGCCUGCACUCUAUGGAAUCUACCUAUCUAAUAAAAUCUACCUGUCUAUCCAUGUAUCUUUUAUCUAUUGAAAGGUUAGCCCUCUGAAUAUGGUGAGUUGAAUUUUAUGAAAGUUAAAUCAUUUGGCAAAAUGGAUUUCAGCCAAAUAAGAAAGUUAAAUGCCAUGUUAAUCUUUCUUUAUUUCUUACUUUUUCGUAGGUGAANAAAACCCGACCUUUUCCCUCCAAAUCCACGUUUCUGGUUCAGACAUGACAACAGCAAUGAAUGCCCAAUCGCAGUGGGACUUCACCUGGUAAUCUACCUCUAUCUCUGAACUAUGUUCACAUGCUAGCCUAAUCUAAAUUGUACUGUAAACAUCUGGUUUUGUUAUUUGUUUGGAUGAAUGGGAAAGUUGUUUCCUUUUUUUUUGCAAUUUUCUAUUUUUGAGAUUCUCGUGAUUUCUCGUUUAAUGACUUGGUGUGUUGUGCAAAGUGACUUGGAGGUGAAUUUUGGAUCUCAAGAAAAUGUCCAAAUUAUUUAUAUGGCUCUGUCUGUUGAUAAGGAGUUGCAGCCUGAUAAGGUGAAAAGGGUAAUGUCAGCUUCAGAUGGAAAGCUCCUAGUGCAUUUUGAGGCUAUUGAAGCUAGAUUCCUUCGCGCAUCAUUCAGUGCUUUUGUAGAUGUUCUUACUCUUGCUUCAAAGACAGUUGAAGAAUUUGGUCUGUUUAAGAAAUUAUGAUAGAAGAUGCACAACAUUUUUGGACCUGAUUCGACUAUACUGGGCAGUUUUUAUCAUUGAUGGUGAUCUUGUAUACUUGAGUAUCUUUUUCAAGCGCUCUUGAAGUCCAUGCUUUGAUUUUGUCUUGCAAUGGAUGGCGAAAGGCAAAAUCUUUAAAGCAGAUUUAGAACUUCACUCUCUACUUUUUACAUGUCUAGCAAUUUAUGAAUUCCAAUGGAACUUUAAUUGUAUUAAAUAUUUGCUUUGCUGAUUGUAAUUUACUUACCUCUCCAAUCUAGCAGUUUCUGUGUAUCAUUCAUUCAUCACACUUUGUUCAAGACAAUCCACAUUGCACCUUUUAUCUCUACUAGUUAACAGAUUCACAACAGUGCACAAUGGGCCCUCAAAUGUUACUUCAUAUCAUUAAAUCAACUUAUCAAUA
Molecule: messenger RNA, 2988 nt
Organism: Cuscuta campestris
Lineage: Eukaryota; Viridiplantae; Streptophyta; Magnoliopsida; Solanales; Convolvulaceae
Source: the annotation of a GenBank genome assembly